CCUCUUCUCCCUCUCCUUCAGGAUGGGCUGGCUGGGUUGUACAGUGAUUUUGAGUUGCCUCUUUCACACUCUCUUGGCUCAUAAUGACGUCUUCACCUCCAUUGGUCAGAUGACAGACUUGCUGUACGUAGAGAAAGACUUGGUGACAUCGCUAAAGGACUACAUCAAAGCGGAGGAGAUCAAACUUCAGGAGGUGAAAACAUGGGCUGAUAAGCUGGACACCCUGACGGCCACUGCGAUGCAAGACCCCGAGGGCUUCCUGGGCCACCCAGUCAAUGCCUUCAAGCUGAUGAAAAGGCUCAACACCGAGUGGGUAGACCUGGAGAACUUGGUGCUGAAAGACACCUCAGAUGGCUUCAUCUCUAACCUGACCAUCCAGAGGCAGUUCUUCCCAACUGAAGAGGAUCAGACAGGAGCCGCUAAAGCUCUCCUCAGGCUGCAGGACACAUACAGGCUGGAUGCCAACACCAUCUCUACCGGGAUUCUGCCUGGUGUGACCUACAAGAGCCCCAUGACAGCAGAGGACUGCUACGAGCUGGGGAAGGUAUCUUACAGCGAUGCAGAUUACUACCACACUGAGCUGUGGAUGGCCCAGGCCCUCAAACAGCUGGACGAGGGCGAGGAGUCCACCAUAGACUCGGUCACUAUUCUCGACUACCUCAGCUAUUCCAUCUACCAACAGGGGGAGCUGGAGAGAGCCCUGGAGCUUACAAAGAGACUUCUAGAACUGGACCCAGUCCACCAACGGGCCAACGGGAAUCUGAAGUACUUUGAGUUCCAGCUGGAGAAACAGACGAAACAGGAGGCGGCGAAGAAUCUGGUGACGAGCCAGAAGAUGAAUGGCACCGAGAAGAGAGAGCCACAGAAGACCCGCUUCAGAGACCCCCUGCCAGAGAGGAAAGUGUACGAGAUGCUGUGCAGAGGAGAGGGCAUCAAAAUGACUCCUCGUAGGCAAAGUCGGUUGUUUUGCCGUUACUAUGACAACGGCCAUAACCCCCAAUACCUGCUGGGUCCGGUGAAGCAGGAGGACGAGUGGGACCGGCCCCGCAUCGUGCGCUUCCAUGACAUCAUCUCGGACAGUGAGAUCGCCAAAGUGAAGGAGCUGGCCAAGCCUAGGUUACGCAGGGCCACCAUCUCCAACCCCGUCACAGGUGUGCUGGAGACGGCCCACUACAGGAUCAGCAAGAGUGCCUGGUUGACAAGCUACGAACAUCCAGUGAUAGAGAGGAUAAACCAGCGUAUUGAGGACCUCACGGGCCUUGAGAUGGACACUGCAGAGGAACUGCAGGUGGCAAACUAUGGAGUGGGCGGUCAGUACGAGCCACACUUUGACUUUGGCCGGAAAGAUGAACCCGAUGCAUUUAAAGAGUUGGGCACAGGCAAUCGCAUUGCCACAUGGCUCUUUUAUAUGAGUGACGUGCCAGCAGGGGGCGCCACCGUAUUUCCAGAUGUUGGAGCUGCCGUGCGGCCCAAGAAGGGAACUGCAGUGUUCUGGUAUAACCUGUUCCCCAGUGGGGAGGGAGACUACAGUACCCGGCAUGCAGCCUGCCCCGUGCUGGUGGGAAACAAAUGGGUAUCAAACAAAUGGAUCCAUGAAAGAGGGCAGGAGUUCAGACGACCCUGUACCCUGGAGGAGAUCUCAUCAUGAGAUUGAGACAAAGCGCUCCCUCUGUUCCUCCGUCACUCCACCAAACCCCCAGCAUCCCCUCUCCUCAACACUCCAACCGUCAGCAAAUGGACUUUGACAAUCUGAACAUCCACUAUACAGCUCUCUGUCCUUUAAUCCGCCUCCAUUCGAACUCCCCCACCUCCUUUCUCCUCAGGUGUCCCAGAUCAGGGUGAAACCUAUGGCUGGCUGCUAUCCCAUGGCCAGCCACUGCAUGUGUGCCUUCUAGACCUCUGUGGCCCCUCGUUGGACUCAAUUAACUCUGGAGUAUUUCUGGAAUAUUCAUCAAGACUCUUUUAUUACACCAAUGUUCCAUCUGUACAAGCAACACUUCUCAUGAAGUCACUUUAGGUCACAUAAAAUAGAAUUAAUUUCAUUGCUCAUGUCUUGGCCCUUUGUGGUGGUAGCAGUCUGAGUAGUAAGUGGUUUAGGCGGACCGGAUCUGGUAAAGAAAGGUGAAAAGUUGAGCCUUUUUUUAUGUAUAUUUAACCUAUGCCAGCAGUAGGGAACCUAUGAUCACUGAAUCUGGGAGUACACGCUUUGCCCUGUGGUGCCUGUGUCAUCCCUGAUGUUGGAAUUAGCAGAAAACUGUUAUGAGCUUUGGAUGCCAUCUAAAGUCAUUUGAAUUCAGAUCCAGAUCCAUUCCAUGAGCCAGACUUUUACUCAAUUACCCUGUGUGGUGUAAGACAUUUUUUUUAACACAUCCCUUCAUAUAUGCAAUUGUGUUUGCUGACUUUAAUGAACUAAGAAAUACAUUUCACUAGAAAACUGGUCAGAAAAACACUUCUAAAUUCAACAUCCUUCAUGAUACUAGGGCAAAAACAUCAAUCACUGGACACUUUCGCCUUAAAGAAGAGCUGUGAACAAUAAUACUUCAUGACACGAAUGCAGAAUUUGCCUCCAAUCCAGUGUGAUACCAGAUACUCUGCAGUGUUGUUUUAUUAUGAUACAAAUUGACCAAUCCAGUGUGAAACCAGAUACUAUGCAGUGUUGUUUUAUUAUGAUACAAAUUGACCAAUCCAGUGUGAAACCAGAUACUCUGCAGUGUUGUUUUAUUAUGAUACAAAUUGACCAAUCCAGUGUGAAACCAGAUACUCUGCAGUGUUGUUUUAUUAUGAUACAAAUUGACUAGCCAAUGGAAGUGGGCAGAAUAGACAAUCAAUCAUGUCAACAAAUGGCUCAUAGAGUCCAUUGCACUCUGUUAUCUUCAGUAUAUUUUCCAAAGAUCAGAGAUUAUUGGCUCUCGUCAUACCCUGGUAUUCAGCUUACACAAGCAUAUAUGACACAUUAUGCAUAUAAUGGCACAUUUAUGCUGAUAUCUGCUGAUUAGGUCAUUGGAUAUUUUUUGAUGAAAAAAAACAACAACUUCUUCAUGAGUCCUAAUGUCUGGGUUUUAAUGAGAUUCAUUCAGAGUACCAAAGAAUACAUGAACCAGUCAAUCACAUUCAUGGCAGAAUCUAUUUAAAUCUCACUCCAGGUUCAAUCAUUGUGUUUUUUUCUUAAAUUUUUUGGAAUGCUUGUGAAAGUGUGAAAUGAAUGUUUUUCUAUGGAAAUAAACAUAAAGUCAUUAAUAA
This is a messenger RNA of Clupea harengus (Atlantic herring), 3240 nucleotides long. RefSeq names its product prolyl 4-hydroxylase, alpha polypeptide I b (gene p4ha1b). The transcript is spliced from 14 exons. NCBI's taxonomy places the organism in Eukaryota, Metazoa, Chordata, Actinopteri, Clupeiformes, Clupeidae. Gene Ontology annotation, molecular function: procollagen-proline 4-dioxygenase activity; protein binding; iron ion binding. Gene Ontology annotation, cellular component: endoplasmic reticulum. Bases 23 to 1648 code for a protein of 541 amino acids. Gene Ontology annotation, biological process: peptidyl-proline hydroxylation to 4-hydroxy-L-proline. The record is from RefSeq and is a predicted model, not a curated record.